AUGCUCGCAUCACUCCAGAAAGCUGCUACUACUACCGCCGCCACUGCCGCUCGAAUGGCUGCCCCGGCUGCUCGCCGAUUCGCGGUCACAGUUGCCGGCUCAGAGGCUGCUGCCAAGCAGCAACUAUCCACUGCUUAUCCUCCUCUCAAGGUUGCGUGGUUCACCGCUUCUUGGUGCGGUCCUUGCAAGCAAGUGACUCCUUAUAUUGAGAACCUUGCGAAGAACAACGAGAAGGUGUCUUUCAUCAAGAUCGACAUCGAUGACUUUGAUGAUAUGGCUCAGGAGAACAAGGUCAUGUCCGUGCCUACGUUCGCCUUCUAUAAGGAUGGCAAGGAGGUUCAACGUGUGACCGGAGCUGAUCCUGUGAAGAUUGAGGAGAUUGUCAAGCAACUAUGUCAGUAA
Perkinsus marinus ATCC 50983 is the source of this 402-nucleotide messenger RNA. RefSeq names its product thioredoxin, putative. Lineage: Eukaryota; Perkinsozoa; Perkinsida; Perkinsidae. The coding region runs from base 1 to 402 and encodes 133 amino acids. The record is from RefSeq and is a predicted model, not a curated record. The transcript has 4 exons.